AUGAGCGCGGCGGUCGUCCAGUUAAUCGAUUUGACGGGAUCAUGGCGAAGCAAGAAGCAGAUUUCUAUGGCGCUAUUGUCAACCGAUGUGAAAUACGACGCUGCAACGGUGGGUACUCAAGAGCUUCUCGGGCUGAAAGAGCUACUGGGGGAGCUAGACAUUGCCACCACACACCAAGAGACUGUUGAGGAAGCCCAGGUCGACACAAUCUUGACCAAGGCAGAGAAUGUAAACAUCACGCUCGAUUCUAUCCGAGACUUUGCCAAGAAGAGUGUUGUGAUGCCAGAGGCGAAAAACUCGGGAUUCUGUUGA
This is a messenger RNA of Plasmopara halstedii, 312 nucleotides long. RefSeq lists its product as uncharacterized. The coding region runs from base 1 to 312 and encodes 103 amino acids. The transcript is spliced from 2 exons. NCBI's taxonomy places the organism in Eukaryota, Oomycota, Peronosporomycetes, Peronosporales, Peronosporaceae. The record is from RefSeq and is a predicted model, not a curated record.